Molecule: messenger RNA, 1076 nt
Organism: Marasmius oreades (fairy-ring Marasmius)
Lineage: Eukaryota; Fungi; Basidiomycota; Agaricomycetes; Agaricales; Marasmiaceae
Exons: 5
Coding region: 83-928 (281 amino acids)
Source: RefSeq, a predicted model, not a curated record
ACCAAACAAGCACACACCACCCCACGCCUGAGCAAACAAUAACAGGACUGGCAGCAACUCCGAGACGCUCCCCACCUCCACAAUGGCUCAUACCCCUGCUCCUGUACUCUCUACCACCGGAAUUCUGGGCAAUCUACUGCUUCCUCCUGCAAUUGCCCUCGAUCCCAACAACAAGAUUCGUGACGCGGACAAGAGAGCAGCUGUUCAAUUUGCGAUCAACGCAGCCGAACAUUAUCUAAACGAGAACAACCCGGCAGAACCAGGUCAUGUUGACCUGGCAGGUGUCGCGGACGCCAAGAUAUACGAAACGGUUGUCAUCAUGCACGACCAUUUGGAGGAACGCCUCCAGCAGCACAUUCAGGCCCUGCCAUGGCCUCAAGGCCAACAACCGCCUCCGUGGUUCAACGUUGCGGUGCAAAACGCUGUUCAAAACCAGGUGAAUGGCGUGAGGGAUGACGUUGUGAACAUGAGGACUGCAAUUGUGAAUCGGGUGAAUGGCAUCGAGGGUCAACUCAAUGGCAUGAGGAACGACAUCGAGGGUCAACUCAAUGGCGUGAGGAACGACAUCGAGAACCUGAAUGUAAAGAUCACGCAACUUUCCUCAUCCCUCACUCCCAUGGUGAUCAUGUCGCAAAAGAGAUGCAACGUUGCAAACCCCCCGGAUGCACUUACAGAGGUGUUGUUCCCCGAUGGAACUAAGCCGUGGGGGAAAGAAGUAACCAUACCUCUUAUACGUUGGAAGAAUCAGGACGAUAGGAAUGUCACCGUCACCCUCCCCCCCCUCAACAGCCUUGCUGCGAUCCAAAGUCUCAAAGACAAGCCUGAUAUGCUAAAUGGAUAUCUGAACGGCUACUAUUCAGAUUACUUUUUGAAUUCAACAAAGGAUGAAAAGCUCCGCAAGGUUCGGUUGGCUGUGGGACGAAGUUAGGCUCUUCCUGUACUUGGACAAUAAUGGACUGUGUGUUGAAACCAUGUGUACAGUAUGGUAUUCUUAAUAAUUUUGUAAUGGUGUCACUCCAAAUGGACUCUUUUCUCAUGUAGCAAACUUAUAUCUGGGAGUAUGGCCAGAUACAGCG